AUGUCGCCUAUUGCCAGCGCAAAUCACUCGAACGAGGAGACCACAACGGGCGCACCGGCGGCGCCUUAUGUUAGCACAAUGCCCCCCUCUGAUUUCAAUUGGCAGAUUACUCUAUCCGGUAAAGUCGUCGCGAUAACCGGCGGCAACCGAGGCAUCGGCCUUGGAAUUGCGGAAGUGUGCCUUGCGAACGCAGCCCAACACGUCUAUUCGCUUGAUCUCAUGGAGCCGGGAGAGGAGGCACUGGCUCUGCAAAAGCGGUACCCCAAUUUCCACAGUCUACAGGCGGAUGUCACAUCAGAAGAGAGUGUCGAGAAGGCAAUCACUCAGAUUGUCGAGGAGACGGGGAGAAUCGAUGGGCUGUUCGAGCAGCCUGAGCUGGAGCAGCUGUUCAAUUUGAACGUGUUUGGAUCCUAUUUCUGUGCCCAGAUCGUCGCUCGCAAAUUCAUCGAGCUAGGAAUUAAAGGGUCGAUUGUCAUGACGGCAGCCACGGCUGACCAGGCUGCAUCUGCUGUUUAUAUCUGUGUGAACAGUAUCUGUGUGAACAGUAUCUCGCCUGGAUUUGUGCGCACUGCCAUGACCUAUUAUGUCGAGCAAUCGCCCGACUGGGGUCAGAAGAUGGAGAACUACGGGGGCAUGCCGCGCCUGGCCGAUCCCCACGAGUUGGGCGGUGCCUAUGUGUACCUGCUGAGUGAUUGCAGUUCAUAUAGUACCACGGGAAUUGAUAUUCCGAUUGCUGGAGUGGUGGGUGCGUGGUAAUGGG
Molecule: messenger RNA, 760 nt
Organism: Aspergillus saccharolyticus JOP 1030-1
Lineage: Eukaryota; Fungi; Ascomycota; Eurotiomycetes; Eurotiales; Aspergillaceae
Product: NAD(P)-binding protein
Exons: 5
Coding region: 1-756 (251 amino acids)
Cellular component (GO): intracellular anatomical structure
Molecular function (GO): oxidoreductase activity, acting on NAD(P)H, oxygen as acceptor
Source: RefSeq, a predicted model, not a curated record